AUGGACACGUUUACCACACUAGAUGCUCGAGCUGCAUAUUGGAGUGUUGAACUGGAGACAACGGAUCGACCCAAAACUGCUUUUUCCGAUGGGUACCGCUUAUUUCAGUUCUGUCGACUCCCCUUCGGUCUAUCCACAGCUCCUACAACAUUUCAGAGAACAAUGAACAUUGUUCUGGCACCAGUACUUGGACGGCAUACAUUGGCAUACCUCGAUGAUGUGAUCAUCUACAGCCGAGGUUUUACUCAACAUCUCCAGCACCUCGCCGAGACCUUACAGCUUCUUUCUUCUGCUGGUCUUAAGCUUAACCCACAGAAGUGUCAAUUUGCUGCCAGUACUAUUGACUUCCUGGGCUUCACUAUCUCACCAGGAGGAGUGUCUCCCAACCAAGAAAAGGUAACUGCUAUAUCCAAGACUCCUGCACCACGCACUUCCGCUUUUGAAGAACUCAAGCUGCGCCUCACAACUGCACCAGUCUUGAGGCAGCCAGAUUUUUCAAGAGACUUUGAGCUACAUACUGAUGCUUCCAGUGUAGCCCUUGGUGCUUGCUUGAUGCAGAGAGAUGUGCACAACACGCCGUACGCCAUUGCUUAUUACAGCAGGAAGUUGAGGGAUGCUGAGACCCGCUAUCCUGCCAGAUUUGGAAGCCCUUGCAGUGGAGGUCCUACCAACCAUGUACCAGACCUGCUUUCACGACAAGUUGCUAAGCUCACCAUCACUGACCUCUCUCCAGAGAGACUUGCUGCAGAACAGGAAGCUGACCCUCUACUGAGUGAUGUUCGCAUCUCAUCUUCCACCUUAGCAUCACAUCCAGGCAUCCAUCGUACUUUCCAGAAUGCUAGGGCAAUGUUUUAUUGGCCUAAUAUGCUGCGAGAUGUUAGGCAGUAUGUUGACAGUUGCCUGAUCUGCCAGCAGUCAAGAGGCAGCAUGCAGAAGGUUCCAAUGGCUGAUACACCAUUAGCAGAAUUUCCCUUGGAACGGGUAUCUAUGGACCUAAUGGACUUUGGUCCAUCCAUUCCAGUUCGCUGGGCCCUGUCGAUCCUGGAUCAGCACUCCCGUUUCCUGCAGAUUGUUCCACUGAGGAAGGCUACUGCUGCAGCUGUCCAUUCGGCCUUUAUGGAUCAUUGGGUUACCCUCUUUGGACCUCCCAGGGUGAUCCAAACAGAUAAUGGGAUACAGUUCACCAGCAACAUCUUCAGAGAACUAACAAAAAUGAUGCAUGCCACGAAUCAUUACACCAUUCGAUACCAUCCUCAGGCCAAUGGAAUGGUGGAACGGACAAACCGUGUAGUGAAAGCUGCCCUUACUACCUUAGUCGGCAAACCGUCAAGAGGACGACUACAAGAAGCUCGUCAAGCAGCGGUAGAAGCUUCCAGACAAGCAAGGCAGAUUUAUGGAAGAUACUACGACCGAGGCAAAAAGAUAGUGUUCCAGCCUACAGAGGGAUCCCUUGUCUGGUACUAUGAACACAAGAGUCGUAUGGGUGGACUACCCCCUCUCAGUGGUAAAUGGCGUGGACCAGCUCGAGUCAUCAGACGCUUAGGGCCAGUUUCCUUCGAAGUACUGAACUUGGACACAGGAGUUCAACUGAAGGCCCAUUUGAAUCACCUGAAGCCCUAUCGCCCUUCUGAGGAACUCUCCUAUGCUGUCGACGAUGAUGACGAGGAAGGACGUGCAGAUGACGAAGAGGGACGUCCCGGUGACGAGGAAGGACCUGCAAACGACGAGGAGGGCCCUGGAGAUGACGAGGAAGGAGGCGAGGAUGGUACCAACCAGCCAGGUGCAGCGGUCCAGGAUGCAGACCUUCCAGAGGAUCCAUGGGUGUCUGUUCUGACAUCCUUUGCCAGGGAGCCAGAGGAGCGCAGGGAGCUGAAUGUUGCAGCCGAGACGCUCAACGGCAACAAUGUAUAG
This is a messenger RNA of Penaeus vannamei (Pacific white shrimp), 1911 nucleotides long. The record is from RefSeq and is a predicted model, not a curated record. Lineage: Eukaryota; Metazoa; Arthropoda; Malacostraca; Decapoda; Penaeidae.